This is a messenger RNA of Engraulis encrasicolus (European anchovy), 4316 nucleotides long. It is a transcript of the gene paplna, whose product is annotated as papilin a, proteoglycan-like sulfated glycoprotein. NCBI's taxonomy places the organism in Eukaryota, Metazoa, Chordata, Actinopteri, Clupeiformes, Engraulidae. The record is from RefSeq and is a predicted model, not a curated record. Gene Ontology annotation, molecular function: metalloendopeptidase activity; serine-type endopeptidase inhibitor activity. Gene Ontology annotation, cellular component: extracellular matrix. Bases 259 to 4305 code for a protein of 1348 amino acids. The transcript has 28 exons. Gene Ontology annotation, biological process: extracellular matrix organization; proteolysis.
GCUCACACUGGGGUGGCUCUCAACAACUUGCUUCCAGCCCAUCUCAUUUUUCUCGGGAGGCGUGGGAGAGAAAAUCGACUUGACAUCGACCCUUGCUUGUCAGAAAGUAAAUGGCCAGCUGACUGCUCAGACGCAUACACUGAAAGGGAGCUUUUAUUCGUCGGGUUGAUUGCGAGGGGCGAAAAUUGUGAACGUCCGCCUUUGCUGAGCUGAAAAGACCGCUUGCACAGAUAACUGAGCCCAAGGGGUCGGUGAACCAUGAAGACGCUGUUUACUCUGGCUGCGCUGCAGCUGCUGCUGGCUCCAGUGUUUUCGACUCCCAGUAGUGAUUACUGGGGAGAAUGGGCCGCCUUCGGUGCCUGCAGUCGGACCUGUGGGGGAGGAGUCAUGGUGAGAACCAGGAAGUGUAUCACACAGAGGACCGAUGGAGGCAGCAGCUGUGUUGGCCCAGCUAAGACCUACCGCAUGUGUAACAUUAAGGACUGCCCCGAGGGCUUCAGGGACUUCAGGGAGGAGCAGUGUGCCCAGUUCGAUGGCACUGAGUUCAGGGGGAGACAGCAGAAGUGGCUGCCCUACUAUGGAGCUGAGAACCCUUGUGAGCUGAACUGCAUUCCGAAAGGAGAGAACUUCUUUGUUCGCCAGCGGUCCGCUGUGGUGGACGGUACUCAGUGCCACCCCGGCAGGAAGGACAUCUGUGUAGAGGGCGUGUGCAAGCGUCUGGGCUGCGACAACAAGCUUGAGUCCAAUCAGAAGGAGGACCCGUGUCUGCAGUGUGGCGGCAAUGGCCAGUCUUGCUACCUGGUCAGGAACACAUUCUCACAGAGGGAGGUGCCCACAGGCUACAACAGGAUGUUCACGAUCCCUGCUGGCGCCACCACCAUUCGCAUUGCCGAGUCCGUGGCUACCCGCAAUUACCUGGCCAUCAGGAACCUUCGUGGAGAGUACUACCUCAACGGGCACUGGGUGAUCGACUUCUCCCGUGCCACCCCCAUCGCGGGCACCAUGCUCUACUACCAGAGGGGUGCCGAGGGACACCUGGUGCCCGAGACCAUCAUCGGCCGCGGACCCACCACAGAGCCCCUUGUUGUUGAGCUGAUCAGCCAGGAGCCUAACCAGGGUAUUGAGUACGAGUACUACCUGCCCCGCGGCCGCUCCAGGGAGGGCUACUACUGGAGCCACGGCUCCUGGUCCCCCUGCAGCAGAGACUGUGGAUCAGGGUACCAGACCCGCCACGUGUUCUGUGCCAUCGACACCGAGGUCUACUCCGACCACCUGUGCUCCGCCCUGCCUCGCCCCGCGAGCAACCGCACCUGCAACACUCAGGCCUGCCCACAGGUCCGCAGCUGGAAGCUGGGCGAGUGGAACCAGUGUUCUGUGACAUGCGGCGGCGGCUCUCAGGUGCGCUCGGUGGACUGCGUAUCCCAUGAGGCAUCUGGGCCGCGGGUGGUGGAGGACGCCCAGUGCGAGUCCUACGCCCAGAGGCCCAUCAGCCAGCAGAACUGCAACAUGCAGCAGUGUGCCGAGUACAGGGCCUCCGCAUGGGGACAUUGCUCCGUGACGUGCGGCCUGGGCGAGCAGACGCGUGAGGUGGUGUGUGUAGGUGCGGGCAGCGCCCCUCUCGGUGACCACGCCUGCAGGGCCCUGCUGAAACCCCCCCACGUCCAGUCCUGCCAGAUGGCAGCCUGCCCACGCCACGUCAGCUGGCACGUCGGAGACUGGGGCCUGUGCUCCAAGAGUUGUGGCUCGGGGCUGCGUGAGAGGCAGGUGAUCUGCUCUGACAGCCACAGGAGCCUGUACGGUGUGGAGCACUGCUCUGCCCACCCCAAACCCCCCACUGUGGAGGACUGCAACACACAGCCCUGCUACAGCCCCCAGGAGGUGCCCAGCACGCAAGACCCCAGAGGGCAUGAUAACACAAUACACGGAUUCCAGCCCUACGUCCCUGAACACGCACCCACUACAGAUGACUAUGAUUACUCCCUUUAUGACGACUUUGGCAGGCCAGUGUCCCCAUCAGUGCACCCCACCAACACGGUGAUUGACCCUCUGGAGGGUGGAGCCCUGGCCCGCCACUGUAGCCAGUCCCAGUAUGGUUGCUGCCCAGAUGGUCGCACCUCCGCCAGGGGCCCCAGCGGCCAGGGAUGUCCUGAGGAACAGCCCUGCAGCCAGUCCCAGUACGGCUGUUGCCCGGACGGUCGCACCCCUGCCAGAGGAGCUAGGGGCCAGGGAUGCCCUGCGGAGCGCUCCUGCAGCCAGUCCCAGUACGGAUGCUGCCCAGAUGGCCGCACCUCCGCCAGGGGGCCCAGCGACCAGGGAUGCCCUGAAGUACAGUCCUGUAGCCAGUCCCAAUACGGCUGCUGCCCAGAUGGCCGCACCCCUGCCAGAGGAGCUAGGGGCCAGGGAUGCCCUGCGGACCGCUCCUGCUCCACAAGCAGGUACGGAUGCUGCCGUGAUGGAGUGACUGCUGCCCAGGGCUCCAACAGAGAGGGAUGUGCUGAGUACACUCCUGCUCAACCUACCGCAAGAACUACCGCUGCAACCCCGACAGCUCGCCCCACCACCGACUGCAACAAGUCCAGAUACGGCUGCUGCUAUGACGGCGUGACCCAUGCCAAGGGGCCCAACGGAGAGGGCUGCUCCAGCCCCCCCGCCAGCACUGCGCGCCCGACCACCUGUUUCCUGCCGCGCUCGAUGGGUCCCUGUGCCGAGUGGUCGGCGCGCUACUACUACGACGACGCCCAGGGCCGCUGCGUCCACUUCUGGUUCGGCGGUUGCCACGGCAACAGCAACAAGUUCCUGUCGCGCCAGGAGUGCCAGACCAGCUGCCAGCCCGAGCUCGUGACUCGCACCAGCUCCACCGCUGCCGGCCGCGGCGGCGGCUACGGCUACGGCCACGGCACCAGGUACGGCACCGGCCACGGCCGUGACAUGAGCCACGUCUUCACCACCGGCACCGGCCCCUCCACGAGAAGUGACGUCACCCGGUCCGGAAGCAGCACCAGUGGCGGCAGCACCGGCAGCACCGCUCCCCGCGGCGACAGCCUGCCCCUCCCCCUGCAGCGUUUCGGCUCCAACGCCGCCAUCAACGCCUACCGCGCCCGCGUCCACAUGCGGGGACGCCGGCCCGCCCCCUCGGCGGUGCCCACGUACCCCCUCACCCAGGCCCAGCAUACCAUGGCCGCCACCAGCUGGACAGAUGUGGGUGUGAGUAUUGACAAGUCUGACCCCUCUACGGUGGAGGGGCUGGUGGGCCAGCGUGUGGUGUUGCCCUGCCGGGUCUCCCCACCCCCCUCCUACUCCCCCUCCAUAGUGGUGGAGUGGAAACGGGACGGCACGGCCCUCGCCCCCGCCAGGCAUAUCCAGCAGCCCAACGGCUCCCUCCUGGUGGGGCCUCUCACCGUGCAGGACUCCGCCUGGUUCCUCUGCAUGGCCACGCGAGACCGCGAGCGAGACUACCGCUACAUCUACCUCUCCGUCUCAGAGCCUCCUCCAGGUAGCAGGGACCAAGAGGUACGCCUGGAUGAAGCAGACAGGCCGGGGGCAGAGGACUCGUACCAGCCCUUCCCCAGGUUCAGUAUCGACCAAUCAGAGUCGGCGGUGGUGGAGGCUCGGCAGGGUCAGACGGCCAGACUGACGUGCAGAGUCACUCCCCCCUCCGCCAUCCCCACUGUCACCCUACAGUGGAGCAGAGCAGGACGACCACUCACCACCAUCAGGCAUUCUCAGCACUCUGACGGUACCCUGGUGAUCAGCCAGCUGAAGAGUGAGGAUGCAGGUGUCUACACCUGUUCCGCCUCCACCAAUCAGCAGCUGCAGGAGAGACACAUCCAGCUGCGGGUCCAGAGUGACCCAAGAAUCACCACGGCUCCCAACAAUAUCCAGGUGACGCAGGGCAGCACCGCCCAGCUGCCAUGUGUGGUCACAGGAGACAACGUCAACAUAGGCUGGUCCAGGAACGGUGUGCCUGUGAGGCCGGACGGACGUCACGUCCACAUGUCUGCAGACGGCACUCUGAUCCUCAACAGCGUGCAGCCGUCAGACGAGGGCAGCUACACCUGCAACGCCUACACCGGCACCUUCUCCGUCAGUGCCACGGCCGAGGUCCGGGUCAUCAAGUCCGGCCUCCACAACGACCGUUACGGGACUUCGGCGGUGCCCACGGACUGCGUGGACCAGCCCGAGUUGGCCAACUGCAAGCUGAUCGUGUACGCCCGCCUCUGCUCCAGCCAAUACUACUCCAGCUUCUGCUGCGCCAGCUGUGCCCGAUACAACCAGGGCCUCGACAGGGGAGGAGUCAUCGCCUAGGCAGGAGGAGG